AUGAGUACAAGUGUACCACAACCAACAGGUUCUAAUGGACAAACAAUAGUAACACCAAAUGAACGACAAGCAUUAAUACAAAAAUUAACUUCAAAAUGGCCAUUACAAUUAUCAAAACGAAUUGAAGAACAAGCAUUUGAGAAAUCACAUGGCAUUAAACCUCAUUAUUUAAAAUUUGUUCAAGCUUAUUUUCAACAAAUUCAAACUGCUGUUCAUAAUCGUACCAGUCAACAACAACAACAACCACAAACACAGCCACAACCACAACUGCAACCACAACAACCUCAAAUAAAUCACAAUAUAAGAUUUCCAAAUCCACAAACAAAUCCUCCUCAACUACAAUCUAUAUCUAUUGUUAAUCAAGUUCAAAAUCCAUUAAAUCACAUGCCAAAUCUAACACCUCGUUUUCCUGUUGUUCAACAAGUACCACGAAUGAAUACUUCUCAACCAGUUAUUCUUAAUCAAAUGACACGAUUACGUGAACCACAAAAAUUUAAUCAAUCAUCUAUAAAUACAUUAUCCUAUUCUCAAUCUCCACCACCAUCAUCAGCAGCAACAGCAACAACAGUUGAUGUAUCUCAAGAUUAUCCAUCACAACAAAUUAAUGGUACUAAUCAAACAGAUUAUUCAUCACUUCAACCACGAUAUGCUGUUCAAUCAACAAUGAAUGUACCAAGACAACGAAUGCCUAUUUCAAGUAUCAAUUUUCAACAACAACAACAACAACAACAACCAAUAUCAUCCAAUAAAUCAAAUGAUAUUUUACAUCAAAUUUUUGUUGGAAAUUCAUCACCAAUGCCAAUAUCAUCAUCAUCAACACCAACAACAUCGACAACAGUAAAUACAAAUAAUUCAUCAACCGGUGAUCAAUUAUUACAACGAAUACUUUUAUCGAAUACAGACGGAGGAUCGAAUAAAAUAUUAAUACCAAAUCGACAAACAACACCAGCAAUUAUAUCGCAAUCAUCUCGACCAGUUAGCACUACGAACAGUAAUAUAAAUAACAGUACAAGUACGGUUCGACCAUCAUUAACAGCUCAACAAUUAUCACCGUCACCAUCGCUUGUUAUAAUACCAACACCAACUCAAACAUCUACUGUUCAAAUUCAACCAUCAAAUAAUAUAACAAUUCAACAAAGUCCUUUAAACAAUAAUAAUAAUAAUGGUCCACUUUCAAUCAAUUCACAAAUCGUGUCAACCAAUAGUUUAACACCAAUGAAUUCUAAUUAUUCAUCACCAACAAACCGUGCUUUAUCAGUGACUGGUAGUGGUAGUAUUUCAAGUCCUGAUGAUGAAAUAGUAAAUUUAAUAAAAUAUCUUAAAGAAAAUAUCAAUCGAUUACAACUUUUAUGUCAAAAAUUUACCAAUGAAGGUAAUACCGAUAAAGUUCGCCAAGUUCAAUCAGUUCAUCAACAAAUAUUGCAUUUCAUUAAUAAUCCAACAUAUGAAUAUUUACCACAUGCUAAACGUUUGCGUGAAAUACUUGAUCAAAUAUCUAAUCGAUUACAACAAGUAAAUAAUUCAUCAACAUCAAUAUCUACAACAACAACAACAACAACAACAAAUUCUACGACUACUACAACAAAUUCUCAAACAAAUGUAUUUAAUCAAUGUUUAAAAGCAACUAAAGAAUUUCUUGUACGUGAUCAAAAAGAUCGAAUAAAUAUAUUAAAACGAUAUCUUGAACCAUUAUGUGAUGUUAUUAAUGGUGUUCCACAUAAAAUAAUACGUCUUGAUGUUGAUAAUCCUUCAAUAAUAAAAAUUCGUUCAUCUAAUCAAUCAUCAUUAUUAUCUAAUCUUAAUGAUGAAAUUAAUCAAUUACCAGAUAAUAUUUAUUCAAUUGAAUAUAUAUCAGUAUCACGCACAAGAAAACAUAUUGAUAAUGAUGAUGAUGAUGAUGAUGAUGAUGAAUUUUUAAGUAAAAAUGGUAUUAUACUUCGAUGUAAAUUACUUGAAAAAUCAAAUCCUCUUAUACCAUCACUUCGUUUACAUAUAACAACAUUUUAUCCAGAACAACCACCAGAAGUUUUAUCAUUAACAAAAACAAUGCCGCCAAGAUUAGAAUUUGCAGAUGGGCAUCCGUUUUUUGACCAAAUCUCAUCAAUAUUUGUUUCUCAUCUUUUUAAAUUAAAUCCACAACAUACCGUAACCGAUAUUCUUAACAUUUGGCGUCAGUCUGUUCAGGCAGCCUUGUGA
Messenger RNA from Rotaria sordida, 2196 nucleotides. NCBI's taxonomy places the organism in Eukaryota, Metazoa, Rotifera, Eurotatoria, Philodinida, Philodinidae. The record is from the annotation of a GenBank genome assembly.